This is a messenger RNA of Ruditapes philippinarum (Manila clam), 861 nucleotides long. Its product is annotated as fibrinogen C domain-containing protein 1-like. The transcript has 2 exons. The record is from RefSeq and is a predicted model, not a curated record. Lineage: Eukaryota; Metazoa; Mollusca; Bivalvia; Venerida; Veneridae. Bases 1 to 861 code for a protein of 286 amino acids.
AUGGCAUUUUGGAUUGUGAGUAACAUCGUUCUUAAUACUCUGAUUGGACUCAGUUUUAGUAAAGACUGGACAAAAUAUGGUGAAACUGUUAUGUAUAAUUUGUCAUAUGUAACGGAAAUACCACAAAGGAAUAAACUUGUCACUAUACCUCAAAAGACAACCGACGGAUUGUACAAGAAAAUACAUCGCCAACCAAGCGUUUUAGACUGUUUAUCCCUUUAUGAGAUGGGCUAUGCCGAAGACGGUGUGUAUGUUAUUCAGCCGUCUGAAGGUGUGAAUAUUGACGUGUGGUGUGAUAUGUCAAAUGGUGGAUGGACAGUUAUACAGCGGCGCCAAGAUGGAUCUGUGGACUUCUAUAGAGGUUGGGAUGAAUACGUGGAUGGAUUUGGGAUCACAACAGGCGAGUUCUGGCUUGGUCUUAAAUACAUUAAUAUAUUAACAACAAUUAGUUGUGAACUUUAUAUAGAAAUGGAAACGUUUGAACAUGAUAAUGUUUCACCCGCAUCAGCUUUUGCUGAAUAUUCCACCUUUAAAGUCAAUGGCGAAAGUGACGAAUACAGGUUGUCAGUAUCGGGAUAUAAUGGAAACUGUGCGGAUUCCUUUAGCAAUCAUAACGGCUGGAAAUUUUCCACAUUCGACAAUGAUAAUGACGAAACAGGUAGUGGAAAUUGUGCCGUUGAUUACAAUGGAGCCUGGUGGUACAGAGCCUGUCAUGCUUGUAAUUUAAAUGGGUUAUAUUUGGGCGGUUCUAACACAGAAUAUGGUAAAGGUAUCACCUGGUCAGCGUGUUGGGGGCAAAAAUAUUCGCUUAAACGUAGCGUUAUGAAGAUACACCGGAAAACCGGAAAACGUAAGGUUUAA